UAACUUGUUUAUUUGCAGACGUAUUCUGGACUUUUCUGCGUAGUUGUAAAUCCAUAUAAAAAACUGCCCAUCUACACUGAAAAAGUAAUAGAGCUUUACAAAGGCAAAAAGCGUCAUGAAGUACCGCCUCACAUAUUUGCUGUUACCGAUGGAGCAUACAGAAGUAUGCUACAAGAUCGGGAGGAUCAAUCUAUAUUGUGCACGGGAGAAUCUGGUGCUGGGAAAACUGAAAAUACCAAGAAAGUCAUACAAUAUCUUGCCUUUGUUGCCUCAUCAAAACCUCGUUCCUCAUCUGCUUCUCAUUCCUAUAAUGUCCCACCUAAUAUAAUUGGUGAACUCGAGCAGCAGCUUCUACAGGCUAAUCCAAUUCUUGAAGCUUUUGGUAAUGCCAAGACUGUAAAAAAUGACAACUCUUCCAGAUUUGGGAAGUUUAUUAGGAUAAACUUUGAUGCAUCUGGGUUCAUUGCUGGAGCUAAUAUUGAAACUUAUUUGUUAGAGAAAUCUCGUGCCAUUCGUCAAGCAAAAGAUGAACGUUCUUUUCAUAUUUUUUAUCAGUUGCUGCAAGGAUCCACACCUGAGCAAAAAAAGAGCUUCCUUCUUGAGGAUUCAAAGAACUACACAUUUUUAUCAAAUGGACACGUAGCAGUUCCAGGUUUUGAUGAGGUUGCGGAAUUUAGAAGCACAUGCAAUGCCAUGUCUAUCAUGGGACUACAUACUGAAGAUUUAAACGCAAUAUUCAAAGUAGUGUCUGCCGUAUUGUUAUUUGGAAACAUGAAAUUCAAACAAGAAAGAAACUCGGAUCAAGCAACAUUGCCUGAUAACACAGUAGCUCAAAAACUUAGCCAUUUGCUAGGUUUGAAUGUAACUGAAAUGACAAAAGCUUUUCUGAAGCCUCGCCUUAAAGUUGGAAGAGACUAUGUCACAAAAGCUCAGACUAAGGAACAGGCUGAGUUUGCUGUGGAAGCUAUUAGUAAGGCCUGCUAUGAGAAAAUGUUCAAGUGGUUGGUGACAAGAAUCAACAGGUCUCUUGAUCGUACAAAAAGACAAGGUGCUUCUUUCAUUGGUAUACUUGAUAUUGCUGGAUUUGAAAUUUUUGAGCUAAAUUCCUUUGAACAACUUUGCAUAAAUUACACAAAUGAAAAGUUGCAACAAUUGUUUAAUCAUACAAUGUUUGUACUUGAGCAAGAAGAAUACCAAAGAGAGGGUAUUGAAUGGCGGUUCAUUGAUUUUGGCUUAGAUUUGCAGCCUACAAUUGACUUAAUUGAAAAGCCUAUGGGAAUAUUGGCUUUACUUGAUGAAGAGUGUUGGUUCCCCAAAGCGACUGACAGAACUUUUGUUGAUAAAUUAGAAAGUGCUCAUGCCAUGCACCCUAAAUUUGUUAAGUCUGAUUUCCGAGGCAACUGUGAUUUUAGCAUCAUUCAUUAUGCUGGAAAAGUGAAUUACCUUGCAAAUCAGUGGUUAAUGAAGAAUAUGGAUCCUUUGAAUGAUAAUGUUGUAUCCUUAUUACAAGCUUCUCAAGAUCCAUUUGUCGUGCAAAUAUGGAAAGAUGCUGAUAUUGUUGGAAUGGGAGUAGCAACUUUAGGUGAUACUACGUUUGGUGCCAGAACUAGGAAAGGAAUGUUUAGAACUGUCAGUCAACUCUAUAAGGAGCAACUUUCUAAACUGAUGGUUACUCUACGUAAUACUAAUCCCAACUUUGUGAGGUGCAUCAUACCAAAUCAUGAAAAGAAAGCUGGCAAAAUUGAAGCAUUGUUGGUGUUAGAUCAGUUGAGAUGUAAUGGAGUUUUGGAAGGUAUUCGUAUUUGCCGUCAAGGUUUCCCUAACAGGAUACCAUUCCAAGAAUUUAGACAAAGAUAUGAAUUGCUUACUCCAAAUGCCAUACCAAAAGGAUUCAUGGAUGGAAAAUUAGCAUGCGAAAAAAUGAUUCAAGCUUUGGACUUAGAUCCCAAUUUGUACCGUGUAGGUCAAAGUAAAAUAUUCUUCAGAGCCGGAGUUCUUGCCCACUUGGAAGAAGAAAGAGACAUGAAAAUUUCGGAUUUGAUUGUUCAAUUUCAAGCUUGUUGUCGUGGUCUAAUUGCCAGAAGGAAUUAUCAGAAACGAUUACAGCAGCUUAGUGCCAUUAGAAUCAUCCAAAGAAAUUGCUCUGCUUAUCUUAAAUUGAGAAAUUGGUCUUGGUGGCGACUUUAUACUAAAGUCAAACCAUUACUUCAAGUUACUAAGCAAGAAGAGAAACUUAAUGAAAAGGAAGAUGAAUUAAGACAAGUUAAGGAAAAAAUGGAAAAAGUCGAACAAGUAACAACAGAAGUGGAAAAGAAGCUUCAACAGGUCCUAGAAGAGAAGAACACACUAGCUGAGCAGCUUCAAGCCGAAACAGAAUUAUCUGCUGAAGCUGAAGAAAUGAGAGUGAGACUAGCUGCAAGAAAGACUGAACUGGAAGAAAUUUUACAUGACCUUGAAGCUCGAAUUGAAGAAGAGGAAGAAAAGACUCAAACUUUGACUACUGAAAAAAAGAAGCUGCAGUUAAACAUACAAGAUUUAGAAGAACAAUUAGAAGAAGAGGAAGGUGCAAGACAAAAGCUACAAUUGGAAAAAAUUAGUUUAGAUUCAAAACUUAAAAAAAUUGAAGAAGACUUUGCAGUCCUUGAAGAUAGUAAUCAAAAGGUUGUAAAAGAGAAAAAGACUUUGGAAGAAAGAUUAGGUGAAGUUUCACAAGCCUUGGCUGAAGAAGAGGAAAAAAGUAAGCAUCUAGCUAAGCUUAAAGCUAAACAAGAAGCUACUAUUGUUGAUAUAGAAGAACGUCAUAGAAAAGAACAACAAGCACGACAAGAAUUGGAACGUGUAAAACGACGCACAGAAACUGAAUUAAAUGAUGUAAAAGAACAGCUGAAUGAGAAAAAGGCUCAAGUUGAAGAGCUUCAGCAGCAGCUAGGUAAAAGAGAAAAUGAAUUGAAUCAAGUAUUAUCCAAAGUUGAAGAGGAAGCUGCUGCAAAAGCUCAAGCUUUGAAAAACUUGAGAGAACUGGAGGGCCAAGUUUCUGAGCUUCAAGAGGAUCUUGAAUCAGAGAGACUUGCUCGAGCUAAAGUUGAAAAGCUCAAACGGGAUUUGAAUGAAGAAUUGGAAGCACUGCGAACGGAAUUGUUAGAUUCUGAAGAAAGUACUGCUGCCCAAGAAGAUUUGAGAACCAAGAGAGAGCAAGAGUUGGCUCACUUAAAGAAAACUCUAGAAGACGAGACUUCUGCCCACGAAUCCCAGAUUGUUGACUUAAGACAAAAACAUAAUUCCGCUUUAGAAAAUUUGAAUGAGCAAUUAGAUUCUCUAAGAAAAGCUAAAGCUUCUUUAGAGAAAUUUAAAGCAAAUCUUGAAGUUGAGAAAGCAGAAUUAGCAAAUGAAGUAAAUGCCUUGUCCACAUCAAGACAAGAUUCUGAAAGGAAGAGAAAACAGUUAGAAUUACAGUUACAAGAAAUGACUGCCAAAUUAGCUGAUGUAGAUAAGAGUAGAGUUGAUAAUACGGAACGAGCACUGAAACUUCAAGCUGAGUUAGAAUCAGUGACUGCUGAGCUUGAAGAUCUUGAAACAAAAGCCUCAGCUGCAAUAAAGCAAGCUGCAGUUCUGCAAAGUCAGUUAGCUGAAUCUCAAGACCUUCUCCAAGAAGAAACAAGGCAAAAACUUGCCAUUAAUUCUCGUUUGAGGCAAAUCGAAAGCGAAAAGAAAAGUUUGCAGGAACAAUUGGAUGAGGAAGAAGAAGCCAAGAAAAACUUCGAGAAACAAGCAUCUAUUUUAACUCUACAAUUGCAAGACAUGAAGAAACGUGCUGAUGAGGAAGCACAGCAGGUUAUUGCAUUGGAAGAGAUCAGAAAGAAACAGGCCAAAGAUCUUGAGCAACUUCAAAGGCAACUUGAAGAGAUGCAGGCUGCCGAAGACAAACUUCAAAAGUCUAAGAAAAAGCUUCAAUCGGAGGUAGAAGAUUUGAAUAUGGAAUUGGAAAGCCAAAGGACUAAAGUCUCAGAAUUGGAGAAAAAGCAGAGGAAGUUCGAUCAAUUGCUUGCUGAAGAAAAAGCAGUAUCAGAAAGAAUUGCACAAGAAAGAGAUAAUGCUGAAAGGGAAUCCAGGGAAAAAGAGACCAAGAUAUUAUCCUUGAUUCGAGAUUUGGAAGAUAGCCAAGAUAAGCUGGAGGAAUUGGAAAGGAUGCGCAAACAACUGCAAAUGGAACUGGAUGAACUUGUUAAUAGUCAAGGCACAGCUGAUAAAAAUGUUCAUGAAUUGGAAAAAGCUAAAAGAGCUUUGGAAAGUCAACUUGCUGCUCAGAAAGCUCAAAUUGAAGAACUGGAGGACGAUAUGCAACUUACUGAAGAUGCCAAACUUCGCCUUGAAGUAAAUAUGCAAGCCAUGAAAGCUCAAUUUGAUAGAGAUCUGCAGGCAAAGGAUGAUCAGGCAGAAGAAAAAAGGAGAUCCUUAUUAAAACAAAUCAGAGAUUUAGAGUCAGAGCUUGAGGAUGAAAGGAAACAGAGGACUGCUGCAAUCAGUGCCAGGAAGAAAGUUGAAGGAGACUUUAAAGACAUGGAACAGCAACUAGAAAUGGCCAAUAAAGUUAAAGAAGAUGCUUUGAGGCAGUUGAAAAAAUUACAGAGCCAAUUAAAGGACUAUCAACGUGAUGCUGAAGCCGAUCAUGCUGCCAAAGAAGAGCUUACUCUGCAGCUGAAGGAAAUUGAAAAGAAGGUGAAGUCAAUGGAGGCUGAAAUGAUUCAACUACAAGAAGAUCUUGCCAACUCUGAAAGAAUUAGAAGAGCAGUUGAAGCUGAAAGAGAUGAACUGCAGGAAGAAAUCAAUACUACUGCUUCCAGAAGUUCUCUGCUACAAGAUGAGAAGCGAAGAUUGGAUGCCCGAAUACAACAAUUAGAAGAGGAGCUUGAAGAAGAACAAAGCAAUUCUGAAAUUCUCAUGGAUAAGGCUCGUAAAGCACAAGGACAGAUUGAACAGAUGUCUAAUGACUUAGCAAAUGAAAGAGCUAAUUCACAGAAACUAGAAAAUAACAGAAUGAUUCUCGAGAGACAAAACAAAGAGCUACGUGCCAAAUUGCAAGAUUUAGAGACUUCUCAAAGAACAAGAACAAAAGCUACAAUUGCUGCCUUAGAAGCUAAAGUUUCACAGGCUGAAGAACAGUUAGAAUUAGAAGCAAAAGAAAGACAGGCUUUGGGUAAAAAUAAUAGAAAAUUAGAGAAGAGACUUAAAGAAAUUUUAAUGCAAUUGGAGGAUGAAAGAAGGCAUACUGACCAAUAUAAAGAACAGGUAGAGAAAACAAAUGCAAGAGUAAAAGCACUUAAACGUCAGUUGGAUGAAUCUGAAGAAGAAUGUUCUCGAGAAAAGGCUCAAAGAAGAAAAGCUCAAAGAGAAAUUGAAGACUUAAUAGAAGCUAAUGCUACCCUUAAUCGAGAAACUUCUUCCUUAAAAAAUAAACUUAGGCGAGGUGGACCAGGAGCUGGACUUGCAUCGGCUCGUAGCUUAAUGAAACGAGGGUCUUUGAGUUCGAGCACUGAUGAUGGGUUAAUACUUCCCGAUGAAUCCUUAAAUGAUGACAGUCAAGCAUAACCAGUUAUAUGAACUGUACCAACUAUCUUUAAUUGUCAUGCAUAGAAAUCUUUUAGUGACCAGUGUUAUUUUCCUGAAAAGAAAGAAACUGAGAUUGCAAUGUGGUGCUGUUUAGAGAAUAGUUGAUAUUUAUUAUGAGGCACUUUUACAAAAUCUUUUGCGAGUGCUACAAAAUAUGCAUUUAUUGACUUUGCAAUUGAAAUCUGUAAAUUGAAAAUUUCCAUUUUGUAAGGAAAAAAAAUAAUUUUAUUUUUCGUCAAUGUUUCUUUGUAUUGUUAUUUUUAUAUGAAAAAGUUUAUAAGCAAAAGAAACUUGUAAUAUGUACUAUACAAAACGCUUUUGUUACUGUU
Parasteatoda tepidariorum (common house spider) is the source of this 5936-nucleotide messenger RNA. Lineage: Eukaryota; Metazoa; Arthropoda; Arachnida; Araneae; Theridiidae. The record is from RefSeq and is a predicted model, not a curated record.